AUGGCGCUCGGUUCCGCCGCGCCGCGUCGCGACCGCGCGAGCGUCCUCGUCGUGAACGACGACGGCAUCGACGCCCCCGGGAUCCUCGCGCUCGUUCGCGCGCUCGCGAACUGCGGGACCUUCGACGUCUACGUCGCCGCGCCGGACGCCGAGCGCAGCGCGUGCUCGCACUGCAUAUCGAUCCACGCCCCGCUCGCGGUCGAGCCUCGAUCGAUCCCCGGCGCGAUCGCCGCCUACGCGGUGAGCGGCACCCCCGCGGACUGCGCGAUGCUCGCGACGGGCGCGCUCUUCCCGUCGAUUCGAUUCGACUUCGUCGUCAGCGGCGUCAACCGCGGGGAUAACUUGGGACGCCACGUGAUAUACAGCGGCACGGUCGCGGGCGCGAGGGAGGGCGCGAUGAAGACGGGCGGCGUCGGCGUCGCGGUGUCGCUGUGUUCGUACAGCCGCGACGCGGAUUACUCGGACGCCGCGAGCGUCGCGGCGGAGACUUUGACGGCGGUGCGGUCGACGCUCGGGGUGUACGGCGCGCUCGCGGGGAAAGUUUUGAACGUGAACGUCCCUCACCGCGGCGACGGCAACUCGGGGGGCGGUUCAGGGAUCAAGGGCGUGAAGCUGACGCGGCCGGGGUUCAGCUGCACGCAGCCGGACUGGGUGAGAGUCUCGAGUCCGGGGGAGGACGCGGAGGUCGCCGCGGCGGCGCCCGCGCCGCCAAAGUCGGACGACGCGUACGGCGCGGGGGUCGUGCCGUCGGUCGUCGUUGCUAACGAUGAAACGCACGAAAACGGGGCGUUAGUAUCAGAUACUGGCGGCGACGCGGCGUGGACGAAGGGCGUGAGGUGGUUCCGUAACCGUCCGGGACCGCACACGAGAGACGACGGCGACGGGACGGAUCAACGCGCGAUAGACGACGGAUACGUUUCCGUGUCCAUACUGUCGUGCGAGUUCGAGAGCAGCGACGGCGGGUUCGAGGGCGGGCGCGAGAGCGCGUGGGCCACGGGGAGCGACGCGGGCGAGGUGCUGCGGGGGUACAGGGACGCGCGGUGCAUCGGCGGCGGGGCGUGA
This is a messenger RNA of Micromonas pusilla CCMP1545, 1062 nucleotides long. RefSeq lists its product as uncharacterized. NCBI's taxonomy places the organism in Eukaryota, Viridiplantae, Chlorophyta, Mamiellophyceae, Mamiellales, Mamiellaceae. The coding region runs from base 1 to 1062 and encodes 353 amino acids. The transcript has 3 exons. Gene Ontology annotation, molecular function: nucleotidase activity. The record is from RefSeq and is a predicted model, not a curated record.